UUUCUCCCUCUCUCUCUGGAUUCUUUCUCUCUAGACUUCAUCUCUCUCAUUUCAUCAUCAUAUUUUUGUUGGGAUUAUUACAAGUAUUAUAACUUACAGUGCUUACAUCUUAUAUAUAUAGAUAGAUAUUUCAAAUAUAUCCAUCUCUACUUCUAUCUAUCUCCCUCUAUAUAUCUUACAAAUAUAUAGGUUGUAGACAGAGAGAUAGAGAGAGAUAAAGAGAGUCGACGAUAAUCAGCUUGAUUGGGUUUGGUGGUACAACAACAGACAGACAGACGAUUGAGAGAUAUCCAUCGUAGAAAUGGGGAUGGAGUCAGUAGCGAAUAGUAUUGUAUGGGAUGUGAUACCAGGUUUGGCAAUGGUGUUAAUGGAGGGAAUAACAGUUGGAUUGACAAUAAUGACUAAAACAGUCAUGGCAAGAGGAAUGAGUCCCUUUGUUUUUAUUGCGUAUACAAACAUUCUUUCAACUCUCAUCCUCUUGCCUUCUUUCUUCUUCUUUCACAGGCCACAAAAAUCUUUCCUCACUUUCUCUCUCCUCAGUAAAUUCUUCUUCCUUGGAUUAAUAGGGGUUACUCUAGCUCAGAAUUUUGCGUUCAUGGGGUUAAGCUACAGCUCUCCCAUAGUUGUAGCAACAAUGGCGAAUCAGCUCCCCGGUUUCUCUUUCCUCCUUUCGAUGGGUUUGAGGUGUGGCCAAGUAGGGUUUAGAAAGUCAAGUACCCAGGCAAAAUCAAUAGGGACGGUGGUAUCAAUCGUUGGAGCAGUAUUUGUUGCUACGUACAAGGGCCCAACACUCUGGAAACCUUCCACAUAUCAGCUUUUUCUUUCCUCAUCACCACGGCCACUAUUUCUCUUCGGCUCCACACCAGAAAGUUGGGUACUUGGAUGUAUUUUACUUGCCAUUGCUACUUUAUAUGCUUCAGUCUGGAACAUAAUCCAGGUUAAAACGGUGAAAGAAUUCCCAGAGCCUACGACUAUUGUAACCUUUUACAGUCUCUUCGGAACAAUUCAAUGUGUAAUUAUAUCUGUGAUUGCGGAAAGAGAUCCAUCUGCUUGGCUCAUUACAGAUAAAAUGGAGCUAAGCAACAUUUUACUAUCGGCAUUUUUCGGGAGUAUUGUUCGUAGUACGGUUCAAGGAUGGUGUAUGCGCACAAAAGGACCUCUUUUUAUAGCUAUGUUCAAACCUUUCACGGUUUUUAUCGCUGUCAGUUUUGGUUUCAUGUUCUUUGGCCAUACAUUUCAUUUCGGAAGUGUGAUAGGAUCAUUUAUAGCUGCCAUGGGAUAUUAUUGUUCAAUGUGGGGUCAAGUUAAAGAAGGAGAAGAAAAUCAAAUCGGACAGCACCAAAGUGGAAGCAGUAGUAAGAGUUAUGGCGACAACGACCAGUCUUCUGUAACUAUUAAAACACCUCUCUUGCAAGACCAACAUCGUGUUGGGCAUGAAGAAGUGUAGAAGAAAAAGGAACUUUUAAGCUAAAAAUAAGAACCAUAUUGAUAAUUGAAGCUCAGCAAGUGAAGGCGAAUUUUCCAGCCAUUGUAGGAGCAAAUCAAGAAUAUGUGAAUAAAUAAAUUGAGGUGGAAAUUGUAUAAAAAGCUUUGCCGUUAAUCAAUGCCAAUGCUGUUGAUAUUUUGUAAUGAGUCUGAGAGAAUAGAGUAAUUAAUUAAACCGCAAGCCCUUGAAAGUUUGAUAUGUUCAAUAAGAACAUUCCGUUGUCUUGAAAUGAGUUGAUUUGGUCUCUCCUUGCAAUUAUAAAUGCAGUUUAUUACA
Molecule: messenger RNA, 1762 nt
Organism: Papaver somniferum (opium poppy)
Lineage: Eukaryota; Viridiplantae; Streptophyta; Magnoliopsida; Ranunculales; Papaveraceae
Product: WAT1-related protein At1g70260-like
Exons: 8
Coding region: 302-1447 (381 amino acids)
Cellular component (GO): plasma membrane
Molecular function (GO): transmembrane transporter activity
Source: RefSeq, a predicted model, not a curated record